CUCCAGGUGGCGCGCGACGCAUCUAUCAGCGGAAGUUGUUGUUCGGCCAUGUUUGAUAUUUUGUCUUUCUUUCUCGGGCUGUGCUAAACGUCAACAGCACACACGUUCCGAACGCGGAGAAUAUUUUUUUCGAUUUUCGUUUAAAAAUCGUACUGCAAGAUGCCGCAGGAAAUUAAAGAAGUGAAAGACUUCCUCAUCAAGGCUCGCCGGAAGGAUGCCCGUGCAGUCAAGAUAAAGAAGAACGAAAACAACACCAAGUUCAAGAUCCGCUGCUCCCGGUAUCUCUACACGCUGGUUGUCCAGGACAAGGAGAAGGCCGAAAAACUGAAGCAGUCUCUACCUCCCGGUCUGCAGGUCAAGGAAGUCAAGUGAGCAUUUCUGGAGGAGAGUGGUUCGUUACGGAUGGAUGGUGUUGAACUCGCUGACAUAUUUAAUUCCAAAUAAAAGUCAAUGAGGAAAACGUAA
Armigeres subalbatus is the source of this 465-nucleotide messenger RNA. RefSeq names its product large ribosomal subunit protein eL38. The transcript has 2 exons. NCBI's taxonomy places the organism in Eukaryota, Metazoa, Arthropoda, Insecta, Diptera, Culicidae. Bases 160 to 372 code for a protein of 70 amino acids. The record is from RefSeq and is a predicted model, not a curated record. Gene Ontology annotation, molecular function: structural constituent of ribosome. Gene Ontology annotation, biological process: translation; protein-RNA complex assembly. Gene Ontology annotation, cellular component: cytosolic large ribosomal subunit; ribosome.